ACACACGAGGCUACAAUGCCCGUAAUGAUAGUAAAUGAAAGUUGAGAGGGAAAUAUCAGGUGAUAUUACUACAGCAGUCAUUCGUUCAUUGUCCUUAAUGUCAUGUAAAUACGGCUUUCCUGGUAAAGGAAUUCACACCGUGGUAUGUGGGAUUAUCGCUCCACCUCUUCUUUUUAUUUAUUAAACUAAUUUGUUUGUGAUCAGGGGUCGGCAACUAGCCCACCAGCAUUAAUAUCUGGCCCGCAAGAUGUUUUUUGAUUGUGGCUUUAAUUAAUUUGAUUCUUUUCUUAACAACAACGCAGUGACAAUCAGUACUGUGGUAAAUAUUUAUUUGCAGUUACCGUGACAGCCUUACAUGUAAGCUUUAAAAUCAGGCAGACUUGACAAAAUCCAAAUGAACGUGAAAAAUGUGUGUUUGUGGAAAAAUGGAAUUGUAUAUUGAAAUCCAGAACAAAGGAAGUGGACUGAGCCUUCUCAUUCUCUUACAGAUUUAAACUUCUUCUCCUUCCUCCAAGGCGACAAUCAUCAGCAUUACAACAUGGUGAUGGCUGCCGCCGCAGCUGCUUCAGCGUCAGAGGACCCUGACCUGCUCCUCAACCGCUUCCUGCCGUACGGCUCCUCUCAGAUGUUGAGGGAGCAGCCGGGGACCCCUGGGAGCAGCACGCUGGCAGCCACCAACGGAGGCAGCAACAGCGGCAGCACCAGUAGUUUGGUUUCGUCCAGCAGUCUACGGGAUCGGGACAAAGACAGAGACAGCCACUCCAUCUCAGGAUUGUCGCGGUCCUCGGUGGAAGCUGCAGCAGCUGCCAUUUAUGGAUCCGUGUCUGACGUUAUCUCUCUUGACUAGAUCCACACAGAACUGAAUGACAAGGGAGACCUCGACACAGGAGCUCUUUGUAAAUAAGGAAGAGGAAGAAGAAAGAAUACAGUGCUAUGUACAGAGAGGAAAAUCUAUUUUCAAUUUUACUUAUCAUAUGUAUAUAAACUUAGGACGCUUCAUGUCCAGUGAGUUACUUCAGUUGAUAUUUUUCUGUGAAGACUGAAGACUUUUUCACACCUCUUCAUGUGGUCCUUCGAUUAUAUUGUACCUUUUGUACCUGGUUUUUACAGUUUUGUUUAAUAUUUCAUGUCAAUGGCAUUAUUUCAGUCAACUAUUAUGUGCACAGCACCCAAUGAGGUGACACCUCAUGGAACAUUAUCUUUAGAAUAUAAAGAAAAUGGGCAUUGUAAUAGUAACUUAUACAAAUGGCAAGAGACAGCAAAACAGGACCAUGUGUU
Molecule: messenger RNA, 1278 nt
Organism: Labrus bergylta (ballan wrasse)
Lineage: Eukaryota; Metazoa; Chordata; Actinopteri; Labriformes; Labridae
Source: RefSeq, a predicted model, not a curated record